AUGCUUGCCAUGAUGACCCUCCUUCAUGGAGUCAGUGCCUUUCAAGGUGCAAGCUUGGCUACUUCAAGCGCCACUCGUCAUGGCAGUGUGAUAUCCAACUCCCAAUUGAAUGCAGCCACAUCGCUGCUGCCGGAUUUCUCUGCGUUGCCCACGACAUCCAGCAACAGCAACGUCCAGUUGCGCACGUACACUCACGACGGCUGGACUUUGAAAUACCGGUACAAACCCGCCGCCAAGGGCAAAGAAAACGAACCGCCCUUGCUGUUGGUCCAUCCCGUGGGAAUUGGCAUGUCCAGUUGGUACUGGGACGAAUUCAUGACCAGCUGGAACGACGGAGGUGCCGUCUACGCACCCGACUUGAUUGGUUGUGGCAUUGACAAUGGCAGUGAUGCGUGGAAUCCACAAGAACGUGGUUUGUUCUUUCCAUUGAGCUGGGUGAAGGGAUGCGAAACACUCUUGCAGCAAGUCAUUAUGCAAUCCAACUAUAACAACAACAAUCCACUCUCGUCACUCCUGCCACAAAAGAAAACUGUGACGGUCGUCACACAAGGUGGCUUGGCACCCGUGGGAGUCAUGCUGGCGGCUCGCAACCCCGAUACCGUCUCUCGUCUCGUCAUGUCAUCGCCGCCCACAUGGGCCGAAAUGACCACGCCCGUCCCCGAGGCCGAACUCGAAAAGAAUUACAACUUUUUGCAAUCCAACUUGGGCGGUGUAGCAUUUGGAGCACUGGAAUCGGAAUGGGCCAUUCGGUUCUUUUCCAACCUGUUCUUGUUUCAAGGCAAUGCCGAUGACACGUGGAUGCAAGAAUGUUUGCAAGAAUGCCGUCACGUCAAUGCCCGUCCACCCAUUCAAGCCUUCAAUGCUGGUCUGAUGCAGCAUCGAUCCUAUCAAGAAGAAUUGACGGCGUUGUCGCAACCCACCACGAUUGUGCAAGGCAAGGGAGACAACAAUCGGAUUCCCUUGCGACAAGAGUAUGAAACAGAAAUGAAAGAUUGUUCGGUGGUGACGCUUCCAGAAGGUCUGAAUGUGCUGCCGUGGGAGUCCGCCGGGUUGUUUGCCAAGACGGUUCAAGAGGCGCAAGAAAAACUAGCCCGAGUCAAGAGAGGAUGGUGA
Molecule: messenger RNA, 1113 nt
Organism: Seminavis robusta
Lineage: Eukaryota; Bacillariophyta; Bacillariophyceae; Naviculales; Naviculaceae
Source: the annotation of a GenBank genome assembly